UGUAUUAAUGAGUUAACAAGCUGUCCAGGUGGCACAAAUUGUUUUCUGUUUGGCUUUAAAAGUCCUGGUUUGGUUGGAAUUAUAUGUAUAGUUAGUUUGGCUGCCAGGAGGUUAAGUGAGUGGUGAAGAAUGGACGUGAUUAAAUUAACUUUUUUGGUGUUUCUUUAUCAGCAGUUGCUAUGGCAAGGAAACGUCUGGAGUCAGGCUGCGAACACCACUGUCAGCACGACGCCGCCGCCUCAGGACGACUCUGGGGAUAACGUCACUGUCAGCACGAUGCCGCCUCAGGACGACUCUGGGGAUAACGCCACCGUCAGCACGACGCCGCCGCCUCAGGACGACUCUGGGGAUAACGUCACUGUCAGCACGACGCCGCCGCCUCAGGACGACUCUGAGGAUAACGCUACCGUCAGCACGACGCCGCCGCCUCAGGACGCCACCGACUCUGGGGAUAACGCCACCGUCAGCACGACGCCGCCUCAGGACGACUCUGGGGAUAACGCCACCGUCAGCACGACGCCGCCGCCUCAGGACGACUCUGGGGAUAACGUCACUGUCAGCACGACGCCGCCGCCUCAGGACGACUCUGAGGAUAACGCUACCGUCAGCACGACGCCGCCGCCUCAGGACGACUCUGGGGAUAACGCCACCGUCAGCACGACGCCGCCGCCUCAGGACGACUCUGGGGAUAACGUCACUGUCAGCACGACGCCGCCGCCUCAGGACGACUCUGAGGAUAACGCUACCGUCAGCACGAUGCCGCCGCCUCAAGACGCCACCGACUCUGGGGAUGACGUCACUGUCAGCACGACGCCGCCGCCUAAGGACGACUCUGGGGAUGACGCCACCGUCAGCACGACGCCGCCGCCUAAGGACGACUCUGGGGAUGACGCCACCGUCAGCACGACGCCGCCACCUCAGGACGCCACCGACUCUGGGGAUAACGCCACCGUCAGCACGACGCCGCCUCAGGACGCCACCGACUCUUGGGAUAACGCCACCGUCAGCACGACGCCGCCGCCUCAGGACGACUCUUGGGAUAACGCCACCGUCAGCACGACGCCGCCGCCUCAGGACGCCACCGACUCUGGGGAUAAUGCCACCGUCAGCACGACGCCGCCGCCUCAGGACGACUCUGGGGAUGACGCCACCGUCAGCACGACGCCGCCGCCUCAGGACGCCACCGACUCUGGGGAUAAUGCCACCGUCAGCACGACGCCGCCGCCUCAGGACGACUCUGGGGAUGACGCCACCGUCAGCACGACGCCGCCGCCUCAGGACGCCACCGACUCUGGGGAUAACGCCACCGUCAGCACGACGCCGCCGCCUCAGGACGCCACCGACUCUGGGAUAACGCCACCGUCAGCACGACGCCGCCGCCUCAGGACGACUCUGGGGAUAACGCCACCGUCAGCACGAUGCCGCCUCAGGACGACUACUCUGGGCAUAACAGGACCACGAGUUGGCUUCAAAUGUUGCCUUGAGUCCUGCUGA
Messenger RNA from Carassius auratus (goldfish), 1494 nucleotides. RefSeq names its product cell surface glycoprotein 1-like. Bases 130 to 1494 code for a protein of 454 amino acids. NCBI's taxonomy places the organism in Eukaryota, Metazoa, Chordata, Actinopteri, Cypriniformes, Cyprinidae. The record is from RefSeq and is a predicted model, not a curated record. The transcript has 2 exons.